ACUUGUAGCAGCAGUGAGCCCUGCUGGAGCCCCGCGGACGUUGCGGAGACAUUUGGACUUGAAGGAAUUCCUUUGAGUCGUUGAUCGGUCAGUCGGUGAUCAGUCAGUCGGUGAUCGGUCAGACGAUGAUCGGUCAGUCGGUGAUCGGUCAGUCGAUGAUCGGUCAGUCGAUGAUCGGUCAGUCGGUGAUCGGUCAGUCGGUGAUCGGUCAGACGAUGAUCGGUCAGUCGAUGAUCGGUCAGUCGGUGAUCGGUGCGUGUGAACACGCGGAGGUAGUUACCGUCACUACCGGCGAUGGACAUGGUCUGAUUUCACCUGUGGCGUAGAACUGGCGGACAAGGGUCCUUUUCGUGAGCACCACUUUUUUCCCCCUCCCUUUUCCUCCUUUUUUAUUUUGUUUUUUGUUUUUGUUAAAUUGAUUUUGGGGCGGAGAAAACAGCUUCGCCAUCACAGAACUGCAACCAGUUUUUUUGAUGGUCUGGGAUCAGUGUGCACCCACUGACGGACACAAGCCUUGUGGGUUCAACAGAUCACAGGAGGAAACAUGAGCACAGCCAAGUCCAGUGGGAUCAAAGGGCCCAGCAAGAUAGCCAGGCCACCUGGGACAGGAGCCCCCAAGACAAACCCCAGCACAGCAGGAGCUAAAGUUAUUGCGGCCGACAAAUCAGCUGCAAGUGCCAGUGGUGGAGAUGCCCAAAAUGCUGAGGAGAGCUUCCAGGUUGGGGAGCGAGUGUGGGUGAACGGGAAUAAGCCAGGCAUCAUUCAGUUUUUGGGAGAGACACAGUUUGCCCCGGGACAGUGGGCAGGGAUUGUUCUCGAUGAGCCAAUUGGGAAGAAUGACGGGUCGGUGGCAGGGGUGCGCUACUUCCAGUGUGAAUCCCUGCGAGGUAUAUUUACCCGCCCAUCCAAGUUGUCUCGCACUGAGGGGGAGUCUAAUGGAACUCAGACGGCACCACCUUCCCGUGCUGCUUCACCCACGCCUUCAGUUACUAGUGUAGCCUCUCAUACGACUGCAACAAAAUCGACAGUACCCACAACUACCACAGCAGGCAAGAAGGCCUCCACCACCACGCCUGCCACACCAGCCACGCCGGCCACGCCGGCCACACCAGCUACACCAGCUACACCAUCCAACCUUGCACGCACAAACAGCGAAUCUAUCUCCAACCUCUCAGAGACUGGAUCAGUGAAGAAGGGGGAAAGGGAACUGAAGAUGGGUGACCGUGUUCUGGUUGGUGGUACAAAGGCGGGAGUGGUACGUUUCCUUGGGGAAACCGAUUUUGCCAAAGGAGAUUGGUGCGGUGUGGAAUUGGACGAGCCUUUAGGAAAGAAUGACGGGGCAGUGGCAGGCACGAGAUAUUUUCAGUGCCAACCCAAAUAUGGCUUAUUUGCUCCAGUGCACAAAGUCACACGCAUCGGCUUCCCUUCCACCACGCCGGCCAAAGCAAAAACUACAGUUCGGAAAGUUGUGGCCACACCAUCAGGGCUGAAGAGAAGCCCUAGCGCCUCCUCCAUAAGUACCAUGAGCUCUGUGGCAUCCUCUGUCAGCGCCAAGCCUAGCCGCACAGGCCUGCUAACGGAGACAUCAUCCCGGUAUAAUCGAAAGAUUUCAGGCACUACAGCCCUGCAGGAGGCGUUGAAGGAGAAGCAGCAGCAUAUUGAGCAGCUUAUGGCUGAGCGGGACAUGGAGAGAGCUGAGGUCGCCAAGGCCACUGGCCAUGUUGGAGAGAUGGAGCAAGAAAUUAGCCUGCUCAGGGAUGAUCAGGAGCAGAUGGAGGCUAAGAUGGAUCAGCUACGUGCCUUGGUUGAAGCUGCAGACAAAGACAAAGUGGAGCUGCUGAAUCAGCUGGAGGAGGAGCGUAGGAAGGUGGAGGACCUUCAGUUCCGUGUAGAAGAAGCUUGCAUUACCAAAGGAGACCUCGAGACGCAGACCAGGCUGGAGCAUGCCCACAUUAAGGAGCUUGAACAGAGCCUGCUCUUUGAAAAGACCAAAGCUGAGAAACUCCAAAGAGAGUUAGAAGACACUAGGGUUGCUACGGUGUCGGAAAGAUCCCGUAUAAUGGAGCUUGAGAAGGACCUUUCCCUGCAUACAAGAAAGGUAGCUGACCUGCAGCUGCGUCUUGGAACCCAGCAAGGCUCUGAAGACUCUACUCUUUCUCCUCUUCUGGAAGAGAUAAACUCUCUGAGGGAUCAGCUUUCUUCCCAAGAGGCCAAGCAGCAAGAAGAGCUGGUUAAAUACAAAGAGAAGCAAGAAGCUCAAGAAAAGACCCACGGUGAGGCAGUUGCCCAGCUCCAGGCUGCAUCUGUUAGGCUCUCUGGUGACAACGAGCAGUUGCAGAUGCGCUUAAGCCAAGCCGACAAGGAGAAUGUUGAUAUCACUGAACAGUGGCGUUCCAAGUUGGAGUCUGCCAUUGCCUCCCACCAGCAAGCCAUGGAGGAGCUGAAGGUAACCUUCAGCAAAGGCACAGGUGCCCAGACAGAAGAGCUUGUAGAAACCAAAAGUGCACUAGAGAGACUGAAGUUGGAGCACAAGUUGACUAUAGAGGCGGCUGGAACCAAACACGAAGCUGACACUGUAGCUUGGACUAGGGAAACGCAGGCACUGAAAGCACAGCUAUUGUCUUUGACUGAAGACAAGGAGCGACUUGAGGAGUCGCUAAGGUCCAGCGUUGAAAAAGCAGAGGAGCAGCACCUUGUGGAGAUGGAAGAUGUUCUUGGAAAGCUUCACACUGCAGAAGUUAGGGUAAAGGAGCUUGAGGAGAACGAGGCAACGAUGGCGCAACAAGCCCGGGAUAAGGAGAGAGAAACCAAAGAGCAGAUGGCAGAAAUGGUGGCUCUGCGCAGCCAAUUAGCACAAGGUAACCAGGAGGUUGUGACCCUGAAGAGUCAGUUAGAGGCGGUUCAGAGCCAAGAAAACAACCAGGGUGCCAAGGUUAGUGAACUGAGCUCUCACUUGGAGGGUCAACAAAAGGAAGUCCUUUCUUUACAGCAGACUCUGACUAGUGAAAAGCAGUUGAAGGAUACCCUGGAACAGGAACUUGGAGUCUUGAAACAAAAGUUGGCCGACAGCACAGAUGAGCAGACAAAAUCAGCAAAAACUAUGCAAGAAGCACUUGAGAAGCUCAGUAAGAAGGAAGAGCUGUGCACAUCCCUGACCACAGAAUCAGAGUCUUUAAGAAGUCAAUUUGCAGGGCUAGAGAGGAAGCUAAAGGCUGCAGAUGAAAAGCUCGAGCAACUUUCAAAGGACAAGAGCAAGCUGGAAAAUGAUAUUUCCGACAUGAUGAAGGCAUCUGGUGAUAGUUCAGUACAGCUGACCAAAAUGAACGAAGACCUCAUCCAGAAAGAAAGGAGGCUCGAGGAGUUACUGAGUCAACUUGCAGAAGAGAAGGAGAAGGUGGCCCACUUCGGUGAAAAACUCCAGCAGGAACAUUCCCGCAAAGAGCAAGAGCUCAAAGAGACUGGAGAUGCACAUCAGUCUCAGAUAAAAGACCUUCAGGAAAAGAUUGCUAGCUUAGAGAAGACUGUCAAAAAGGGUGAGACCGUGGUUGAGGAGCUUAAAGCCUCUCAAGAGAAAUCGCUCUCUGAGGCCUCGGAGCUCCAUGUGAAGGAACGUGGGCUGCUGCAGAGUCAGGUUGAGGAGUUGAAGCAGGAGCUCUCCUUUUCGAGGGACAAAACCCAGGAGCUGGAGAAACUGGUGUCUGAGCUGCAGACACACAAGGAACAGACUCAGUGCCUUUCUGCUGAGCUUGACUCCUACAAGCAUGAUGUUGAACAAUUGUCCAAAAAACUGGGAAAGCAGAGUCUAGAUCUGGAAAACCUGUGUAAGGAAAGUGGGGAUGUUAAAGCUGAGAAAGGCAAACUGGAGAAACACCUUUCAGAUUUGCAGACUAAGUUCUCUGCCCUUGAGAUAAGUCACCAGGAGCUUUCAGCCCAGAAAGAACAACUGCUAGUAACCAGCAAUAAGCUUUCAAAACAUCAAGAAGAGUUACUCACCAACGAAAAGCGAUCGGAUGAAGAAAAGAUUUCAUUGAACACAGAGUUGGGGAAGGUGAAAGAUCUUCUCCAGGAAGUGCAGACUGAAAACAAGACCCUGGUUCAUACUAAAGGUGAACAUCUGGACCAAAUCGAGGAGCUUCAAAGACAAUGUGCAGAAAAGACUGACUUGCUCCUGAAGCAUCAGCAGGACAUUCAGCAAAUCCAGACUAAAAAGAAGCAACUACUUCAGGAUUAUGAAAAUGUCUGCAAAGAGAGGAACCGGCUUGAAGAGGACUUCAAUGAAAGCAGGUCAAAGCUCACAUGGGAGAAGGAUGAUUUAGUUUUAGAGAGAGAUGCUGCUAGGAAUGCCAAAAAGUCUCUUGAUGCUAAGAAUGCUGACUUGCAGGAAAAACUUAAGUCUAUGAACCUAGAAAAAGAAGAUCUGACAAUGAAGAAUACACAGCUGCAGGCACUCACAGAAAAACUGACAAAAGAGAAGGUGGAGAUGUCCUCUGAAAUCAGUGCCUCUGUGUUGGACAAGAAGAGCUUGGAGACCGUGAAGGAGGAGCUCCAGAAGAAACUCACCGCUACAAAGAAAAACUUGGAGAGUUCUGUCCGUGAAUGCGAAGAACUCAAAGCCUCAAAAAUGAGCCUGACCCAGAUGCUGGAAGAGUUCAAGACAAGCAGUCAGGUGACUGAUUCUGAGAGACUUCACCUUCUGCAGGAGAAAGAAUACUUACUUGCGACCCAAAGAAAAGUCUGCAAUGAGAAGGAAGAGCUGCUCAAAGAGAUCGAAGAAUUAAAGGACAAGCUUCAAACCUCAACAGAACAACUGUCUCAGUCCAAUGAGAAAUUUAAAGAAGCAUCGUCAUCUUUUGAGCAAGAGAGGCAAGCGUUUGGCCUUCAGAGCUCAGGAUCUGAGAUGGCUCUCCAUGCUAUUCGGAAGGAAAAGAUGAGCCUCGAUUCGGCACUAGAGCAGCAGAAAAUGGAUUAUGAGCGUUUGGCAGGGGAGAAGGGCGAAUUGGAGGAGAAACACUCGAAAGCCAUAUCUGAGAAAAAUGUUCUUUCUGUUGAGCGUGAUAAACUGGCUAGUGAUAUUCGAACAACUAAGGACCAGUUGGAUAGUUACUCCAGAGCUAAUGCUGACCUUACUCAAGAGAAGUCUCAUUUGACGACAAUGCUCGAGGAAAACAAACGGCAAAAAGAUGAAGUUGAAGCAGAGGUGACCUCUUUGAAACGAGAAAAGGCUGACCUGCAAAAUGAACUGCAGAAACAUAACUCUGACAUUGAAGUUCUUGAAAAGGCCAAAACUGAACUUGCUCAAGAGCAUAGUAAAAUAAAAAUGGAUUCUGAGAAGGCUAAUUUAGAACUUGUUCAACAGGUGGAUAACCUUACAAAAGUUGGUCAGCAUCUGCAGUUGCUGCAGACUGAAGCUGACAAAAAAGUGGAAUCUUUGCAGAACGAGAACCAGGGGCUGCUUCAGCAGAUCCAGGAGUUUAAAGGUCAGACUGAAUCAAUGUCGGAGGCCAAGCAGCUUCUUGAGACUCGGCUACAAGCUGAAAACAGUGAACGGAAUAAAGUGAUAUCUGACAAGGAUGGUCUGUCCAAACAAAUUGACGAGCUUCAGAAAGCAUUGUCUAAAGUUACACAAGAAAAUAAAGACAUUUCUUUGAACCUUAAGAAUGCUGAUCAGCAAAACAAAUCUUUUACUGUGGAUAUGGAGGCUUUGAAAACCCAGUUGACGCAGCGCGAGAAAGAAACCAGUCGUUUGACUGAAGAUAAAGACCAGCUAUUAUCUAAGCUUGAGGAUAUGGGCAAACAGAUGACCUCCUUGACCACAGAGAAAGAGGAGCUUUUAGCUGUUCAGGGUAAAUUGGAGCAAGACGUUUCUUCUCUGGAUGCGGGCAAAGAAAAUUGGCUCGCAGAACGGUCGAGGCUGCUCGAAGAGUUGGAGAAGUUGCAGGCUAGUCAGACACAACUAGACGCUGAUGUCAAGGCCCUACAAACGGAUAAAGAACUUCUGGAAAACCAAUACAGGAAUGCUGUUGCAGAGGUAUCGGCUUCUGCUGUUGUAAAAGAAGAGAUUUCCUCCAGCAUCUCAGGCUUAGCAGCUCAGAAGAACGCCCUGCAGGUGGAGAGAGAUGAAGCCCUCCAGCAAGUCAGGCAGCUCGAGUCCCAACUAAAAAAUGUUGUUUCUAAGCAGCUUGAGGCUACAGAGGCCUCUGGCAAGAUGGCUGAGGCUCUCGAACAGCUGACAAAAGAGAAAACCAGUUUAGUGCAGGAGAAGAUGGACGCUCUGGAAGAGCUGCGGAGCUCCAAACAGGAGAUAGAAACCCAGCUCGCAACACUGAAAAAGGAGAAUUCCAAGCACCAAGAAGAUCUGAAAACAUCCAAAGAUCAACUUUGCACAGAAAGUCAGAAGAUCAAGAGUCUAUGCCAGGAAGUUGAGGAGCUAAAAGAGGCCGUUUCCGUGAAGUCGCAGUCGCUGCAGACGCUACAAGAUGAAAAUAACAAGCUGACUCAGGAGCUGGAUAAAGAUCACAAAGACCAGAGUGAUCGUGUAAAGCUCAAAGAUGAGCACACCAAACUCAAAAAACAGUUGGAUGAGAUGAAGCAAAGUGAGAGCACCUUGAAGGAGCAGUUGGACAAGGAGAAGGCCGCCCUCCAACAGUCUGUCCGUAAAAACAGUGCCUUAAUCUCAGAAAAGGACCAGCAGGUGGAAAACCUGAAGAGUGAGAUGGCUGUGCUGCGCGGGGAAAGUGCCUCGGCUAAGACACUGCAGGGUACGAUUCAUGCCCUGGAGCGUGACAAGGCUGAUCUACAGGAGCGUGUGCUGAGGCUGGAGACGGACCUGGCUGCAGCGCCUGAAACCAUCAACAACCUAUCAGGUGAUGCUGUUGUGGACCAGUUGAGGGAGGAUAAGGAGAUGGCAGAUGGUCAGGCAGCGAUUGAGUUCCUGAAUUCAGUCAUCGUUGACCUCCAGAGGAAGAACGGGGAACUCAAGGACAAACUGGAGACAAUGGCAGCAGCUGCCCUGAAUGGGAAUAAUCAGAGUGAGCUGGAUAACUACGACAGCCACGGACAGGAACCCGUGAAGAAGAAGACUCCCCCGAGGCUGUUCUGUGACAUCUGCGACUGUUUCGACCUCCACGACACCGAGGACUGUCCCACGCAAAUGCAGAUGCCCGACUCGCCUCCACACACCACAUACCAUGGCAAUAAGGGAGAAGAGCGGCCCUACUGUGACAUCUGUGAGGUCUUCGGCCACUGGACCGACUCCUGUAAUGACGACCAGACCUUUUGAAGCCUUUUUAAACCCUCGUUCGCACAAUCACUAUAUUUGCACAUGUUAGAUAACGCAGUUCUCUUUGGGUUUUAAUUUGUGUGUGCGCAUUCUGUGUGCUUGUUUUUGCCAAGCGUCUUUAUUGUCCACACCAGCCCUUAAGCGCUCUUAUAGGUGAACGCCGUCCUCAAUAUAUCUUUCAGACAUCGGGAAAAGAAACGCAGCAGUUAACGGUUUUGUAUUACUUUACUAAUUGUAAAUGACUGGAGGAGAAAGUCAGAUAUCCUGGGUUUAUAUGUGUGAGGUGAUACUUAAGGUGAACAUAUUAAUGUGGGAAAAGCAAUGGUCUACAGGUCCUUUAACUUAUGAUUAUCCUUACAUGGCUUGCACAGCUUGUGGGGGGCUAGAAAGAUAUUAUCGUGUCAUUAAAGGUCUUUAUUUGAAACUGUAAAAAACUUGAUUAAAAACAAAUAUCAAUUUGUGCAAAAAUUGGUGAGCUAUAGUUUAUUUUUUUAUCCCUGGAAAUACUAUGUGCUCUAAAGGUUUGAUAGUAUGUGUGUAAUUUUGUGAAGGGGGGGGGGGGGGGGGGGUUGCUCGCGGAGCAGUGAAACCAGUGCUGUUUGGCUUUAAAAGGAACUUUUUUAUGGUCUUCAUGAAGGGACUGCUGGAUGACUGGUGAGAAAGAAGCAGUCAAAAGUCCUCAGUUCCAGUGAAACGGCCUUUCCAAAACUUGUUUUGCAAUUAAAAGAUAAUUUCUGUAUGAAUCAAUGAAAAAAAUGUUUUGAAUAUCUGUAUAAAAUAAAUAAAAUUUAUGUAUAAAUUAAA
Scophthalmus maximus (turbot) is the source of this 8083-nucleotide messenger RNA. It is a transcript of the gene clip1a, whose product is annotated as CAP-GLY domain containing linker protein 1a. Gene Ontology annotation, biological process: positive regulation of microtubule polymerization; cytoplasmic microtubule organization. Gene Ontology annotation, molecular function: microtubule plus-end binding. The record is from RefSeq and is a predicted model, not a curated record. NCBI's taxonomy places the organism in Eukaryota, Metazoa, Chordata, Actinopteri, Pleuronectiformes, Scophthalmidae. Bases 545 to 7279 code for a protein of 2244 amino acids. The transcript is spliced from 27 exons. Gene Ontology annotation, cellular component: cytoplasm; nucleus; microtubule plus-end.